Molecule: messenger RNA, 1155 nt
Organism: Orbilia oligospora ATCC 24927
Lineage: Eukaryota; Fungi; Ascomycota; Orbiliomycetes; Orbiliales; Orbiliaceae
Exons: 4
Coding region: 1-1155 (384 amino acids)
Biological process (GO): amino acid catabolic process; D-galactonate catabolic process
Molecular function (GO): galactonate dehydratase activity
Source: RefSeq, a predicted model, not a curated record
AUGGCUAAGAUCACAUCGAUAGAGUACUUCAGGGUCCUUCCCCGUUGGCUCUUUGUUAAAGUCUGCUCCGAUGACGGCCAGUACGGUUGGGGUGAAGCCACACUCGAAGGUCACACCGAAGCAGUCGAAGGGGCCUUAGAAGAGCUCAAAAUUCGCUUCGUCGGAUAUGACCCUGACAACAUCGAACACAUCUGGCAGACAGCAUGGCGUUUGGGGUUUUACCGUGGGGGGGCCGUCUUCAUGUCUGCUCUCGCAGGCCUCGAUAUUGCUUUGUGGGAUCUGAAAGGGCGCAAACUAGGAGUCCCCGUUUAUCAAUUGCUCGGAGGCAAGGUCAGAGACAAGUGCUUGGUUUAUGCCUGGAUUGGAGGUGACAGACCGAGUGAUGUCGAAGCCCAAGGAAAAGUUCGUUUGGCUCAAGGAUUCAAGACCAUUAAAAUGAACGCCACGGAGGAUCUUGGUUGGCUUGAUUCACCAGCUGCCUUACAAGCUUCAGUUAAGCGUCUCGAAGCUGUCAAAAAGCUUGGACUCGAUGUUGGACUGGAUUUCCACGGACGUGUUCACAAGCCAAUGGCUAAACAACUUGCAAAAUUGCUGGAGCCUCACCAACCGCUGUUCAUUGAAGAGCCUCUCUUAUCGGAACACAUCGAAGGCAUCAAACAUUUUUCCAGUCAAACCACCAUCCCAAUCGCCCUUGGAGAACGAUUGUACCACCGUUGGGACGUCAAACCAUUCCUCGAAGCAUCCGCAAUCGAUAUCCUCCAACCCGACGUCAGUCAUUGUGGUGGCAUCAGUGAGGCUCGGCGUAUUGCCGCUAUGUGCGAAGCCUACGACGUUGGAGUUGCCCCCCACUGUCCUCUCGGACCAAUUGCACUCGCAGCGGCUCUUCAAAUCGAUGCCGCUUGCCCCAAUUUCGUCAUCCAAGAGAUGUCCUUGGGGAUCCACUACAAUAGCAUGCAUCAGAGCAAAUACGACCUUCUUAACUAUACGAAGAACCCUAAGAUCUUCGAUGUCAAGGAUGGCUAUGUUCAAGUCCCCACUGGCGUGGGAUUGGGCAUUGAAGUUAAUGAAGAGGAAGUCCGCAAGGUUUCAAAGGAUUGCAAAGCCUGGAGAGCCCUCGAGUUCCACGGUCCAGACGGCUCGGUCCGCGAAUGGUAA